AUGAUUAGAUUGACGCAGCUCAAAAACAAUGGUGGAAUCAAAUUUCGCAGGCGCACUCGGCGUACUUUGGUCAUUUUGGUGGCAGCACUAGGAGCAUUGGCAUGGAUAAUUGCGGUGUCACUGUUACGUCACUUGGGUGGUAGCGCAACUACCGAGACGGCUGUAAAAACGUCAUCGACGCCUGUGACACGGAGCCGAGAUCCUACUGCUUCUACCAAUGCCAAUACUGGACGCUCCAGCCCCAUGUUUGUGAAGGGGAAUAUUGCGCAAGGAGAAAACUCAAUUAGUCUCCCCCAUCUCUAUCCAAUGCACCGCCAUCUACCCGCCAAUCGCUCUGCUGUCGUCGAGGCGAUUCAAGAGAAACAGAUGCGCCGUCAAGAACACUGCUGGGUAACGGCUCCUCAUUCGCCGCUAUUUCCAUCACCGUCAAGUGUUGGAGCUACCCUACUCCGACCUUUGCACGUUGAAACAGCAGAUACGAUGCUACAGCAGGAGUAUUUUUUUGCUCGUCAAAAACCGACAGGUUCUGUGAGCACUGGCACAUUUUACUCGGGGUACGAUACCCCACCAACUGCAGCUAACGGAACUGCUUUCCCAUGGUGGGUUUCAAAGAAGUCCCACCACCACUUGCCGUGCACCGCGGAGGUACAGAAACGUCUCCAUGAGUACCAGAACGAGGCCCCGUGUAGCGCCCGAAGAUUUCUUCUCUCGGGCAUUAAGGAAGGAGGACAUGGUCUUGGUUCUUCGCUCAUUGUUAUUUCUUUUGACUUUCUCGGCGCCUUAAGGCUUGGGAGGACCUUGUUGAUUGUUGCCCCAAAAUCAGAUAAAAAAUGGCAAUUUGUUGCUCGCGGAUGCCUGCGGGCUGGAAGAAGGUCCUUGGAUUGCUUUUACCUUCCACCAUCGCGGUGCAAGUUGCCAGGUGGGUCUGUGCGUGUGGUGCACAGGGGGCGCGAUGCUGCAAGUAUUUCUUCCCGCGUGAUACGCAAAUACUCUGUUGAUAUCCCUGGUUUGGACCGGAACACAAUACCGUCGGAUGAGGCCUUCUUUGGUCCGGGUCACCAGCAGUGGACUUGCUUUUCACGGUACCAGAAGUGGGUGAAGAACCCUGCAAACAUGGCAGUCUAUGGCACAUUUGAAAAGGGAAUUGACGCGCGGCUCUCUUUUAUGCUAGCACAGGUGUUUACAUACCUUACGCGUGCCCCGCAGCCGUGGUUUCAGGCCAUGAUAGAGUACCACCUCUCGCCUCUCGGUCUAAUUGCGCCGCACAUGGUGCGUGUUGACCCCACUCCCAGAAAUCGCUGCGUAGUUUACGUUCAGGAUCGCGGUGAGGUGGCCAAAAUGCGGGAAUAUUACAACGUUUUUGGUUGUCACACUGUUGGGCUUUCAAUUUACAGAGACUAUGUGGCUGCCAUUAGCACUUCUUCAAAAUCAGCUCCCUCUCAAAAUUCCUGUAGGGUCUUUGUAAGUGGUGGGACGCCGCGCCAGAGCUUUUUAUGGCUUAAGAAGGAAUUUGAAGACGACUCCUACGAGGUCUUGAGCACAUGGAACCUUUCUACACUUAAAGCUGGAUCCGAGUCGACACGAUGGGGGGCAAGUUCUCCUGCUUCAUCGUGGGUGGAUUUGUAUGCUGGAGUUGCAAGUACCAAUUGGAUCUGUGCGGUACAAUCGAAUUGGUGUCGAAUGAUUAAUUUUCUCCGCUUGACCCAUGGGCGUGUGGACUGUGGCUUUAUAGACAUUGGUGUUUUGAUGUUGACUUCUGUCGAAGCUCGAGAGAAGUACUGUGUCAUAUCUGACUUUCCAACGAAACCCUUUUCGAACGUUAUAAGGCGCUAA
Molecule: messenger RNA, 1833 nt
Organism: Trypanosoma cruzi
Lineage: Eukaryota; Euglenozoa; Kinetoplastea; Trypanosomatida; Trypanosomatidae
Exons: 1
Coding region: 1-1833 (610 amino acids)
Biological process (GO): protein N-linked glycosylation
Molecular function (GO): alpha-(1->6)-fucosyltransferase activity
Source: RefSeq, a predicted model, not a curated record